Lymnaea stagnalis (great pond snail) is the source of this 9590-nucleotide messenger RNA. The record is from the annotation of a GenBank genome assembly. Lineage: Eukaryota; Metazoa; Mollusca; Gastropoda; Lymnaeidae.
UUUAUCACCACCGUCCGUGUCACCCUUAGGUCAAGCAAGAGCUUGCAACCGACAACAAAGUUUUGAUGAAAUUGAAAGUACAUGUGUUGAUGGCAUAAAAUUACUAAUUUUAUUUGAGGCAUCGACUAAUGUUACGGCUGGAAUAAAUUGUAUCCGUUUUAUUUCAAACAUGAAUAAAGUUCCCAUUAAUACCAUUCGAUCUUUUUGCAAAUGUCAGAUCAUUGGAGUUAAGUUUUGUCGUGCAUUUACACCAGUAAAAAAUUUGCCCCGUUGUUUUUCAAGUUCGACAGCAGUAGCCAUAAAUUCAAAUACAUUUACACCAAGUAAACGCCACAAAUUACAUCUUUGUGUGUUGGAUAGAACCAAAGUUAUUAACGAUUUUGCUUGUUCUUACAAAUGUUGUGGUUCACAACUGAAAUAUUCCACUGAUAAAGGGCGAGGCAGUAAAAAUGAGGAAACUGAUUCAAGUAGAGAAGACAUAGUCAUAGAACAGGAUUUGAUAAAAAAUGAUCCAGAUUUAAAGUCACUUCUGGAUGAUCUUAGAAAAGAUUUUGAUGGGGGGCCAAGUACCAAAGAAUCCAAAAGGACAGCACCUGAGAUUUUGAAGCAUAAAGAUGGUAAAGGAAAUUCUGCUGAAAGUAGUAAAAUUGAGCAUCCUUUAAAACAAAGUACAGUAAAAUCUGAAGAAUUUAGUUUAAAAUCAACACAAAAUUAUUCAUUAGAUUCACUUGGAUCUAAUUUUUCUGAACCGAAUUCCAUUAAGACUACUCAAGAUCAAGGCACAGACUUUCUGUAUGAUUACAGAGUUGCCCAAGAUAUAGAAGAAUAUGAUUAUAAGGAUGAAAAGGAUAUAGCACAACAGCAAAUUCGUUCAGAAAAAGUUCAUCCAAUCAGUAUGAAACGUAAGUUGACUCACUAGUUGGAUGUAUACAUAUUUAUAUUGUUUUAACAAUAUCUAAACAUGAUAAUCUUUGCACCAGCAAUGAUAAUGAGUCAGAAUAAUCCUGUGUUGCCCUCCUAAAGAAGCCAGUGAAACUGAUGCCAGAUGUCAAAUUAAAAUUUAUAAUAAAACCCAAGAAAGAGAAUAGACAGACUGCACAAAUGAAGGCAAAAAAAUUUAAAUGUGGAGCACAAUUAUGGCUUUAUAUAUAACUGAAUUUGUCCCUUAAAUGGCUAACUAAUUUGGAAAAUGGCGUGUUUCUGUAGAGAAAAAUCUGGGAUACAAAGUAAUUUUACAAGUUCCGUCUAUCUGAAUGGCUACUUUGAUUUCUAAAAUUGCAUGAAUGUUGGUUUGGCUUAUUUUCGGGCAGCACACUUACACCCUGUGGGCAACAUACUAAUGCCUUGACACACAGUUUAGAAAGCACUGCUUUAGAUAAAAUUAAAAAAACCAGUCAAAACCACAAUGAGAAGCUAUGCUUAUUCUAAAGUUAUAACAUGAGAAGCUUGAAUGGUUUGGCUUAGUUCUUUAUGCAGUAUUCUUAAUAUGUGAAAAUGUUAUAAAUUUAGUUGUACAAACAUAUGGGUAUAAAGUUUUAGUUUAUGGAACUUCAUAAAAAAAAUUAUCAGUAGUUAUAAUAACUAUAAUAAUAAAAUUAUAAGUAGUUUUCACUUUGUAUUGUUUAAUUUUACUGUUGCCGUUAGCUUAAUUAUUAGCAGUAUUUUAAAUUAAUUUUUUUAAUUUACCUCUUUUUUUUUCUUUAUGAGAAAUUUUUAAUACUAUAUAAUCUAACAUCACUCCUAAUAGGUGGAAACAGUGGUGUUUUUGACAUUGAUGAGCUGUUAGUCCUUUUGGAGGAUUUAGGAGCAGAAAAUGUUGUGACUUUACCAAUUCCUCCAGAAGCUCGGUUUUGCGACCACAUGGUUAUUGCCUCAGCAAAAUCUAAGCGACACCUCAGUGCUAUAAAUGAUGAAAUGCUAUGGGUGGUAAGUUAACUGUCAAAGAUGGUGAAUUUAAGUUUUUAAAAAAAUAACACUUAUUAUUUUAUUGUUUGUUUGAUAGUUUAUCAUCUUCAGUAUCUCCAUGCCAACAUUUUUCUAGGUUUGGCUAACCAGUCAUUAACUAUUUCCACAAUAUAUGUAUUACAAAUUUGUAUGGAUCAGGAAUUGCAUAUAUAAUUUAGCUUAAAAAUAUGACAAACAAAUUUGUGCAGAUCUGUUAACUGUACAAUUCAUGGAAUGCACAUACUAUGACCAAUCAAGUUAUGUGAAAUUUGAAUACCUUGGAUUCAUUUCAGUGAUAGUUUUUGGCUAUCAUAAUUGAACAUGCUGUUUAUAGAGAGAGGGGAAUGAAAAAAAACAAAUUGAUGGCUUAUUCUCCUUCAAUUCAAAUAUUAUUUCUAAUGUCCACUGUGCUCUUAAAAAGCAGUUGAUAAGUUAAUGGAGGGUGUAGAACUGGGAACCUACACAAAAAUUGCAUAAUAUAGGCUCAAUAGUGCAUUCAAUCGGUUAUCAAGCUCUCAUGGCAGUAUUACAAUUUUGAUCCCCACUCAGGAUAAUUUUUAACAUUGUGAUGAAUACAUCCUGCAUUUAAAAACAAAACUCAAGGGAAAAAAUAUUGUAAUAUAAGUGCCAUUAUUGUUUCAGCACAACUGCAAACACCUUCAAGUUUAAAAAAACUUAAAGAAAAAUAUCACCAUUAAAGUACUCCAGAUUUGAUAUAGCAUUAUUGUGAAAAGAUAAACUGAAUUUUUUUUUAUCUUUUAAAGGUAAAUUAAGGCUAAGAUUUUUUGCUUCAUGAAAUUGAUAUAUGUAUCUUUAUACAAUUCUCUAGCACAAACGAAAGAAGGCACCUAAUGAUCCCAAUCUAAACAUAGAAGGCUUAGGCAAAAGUGACUGGUCUGCAAUGGAUAUGGGUGAGUGAGAAUAAUACCUUGGAAGUUAACAUGCCCUUUCAAUCAGCCUUAAGAUUCAACUACUAAAUAAGUUUCCCGCUGCCAGACCGUGCGGCACCUGGCCUGGGGGAUGUCCGGUCGACCGAUACUGCUGCGUUUAAAGCGUUCGCGAUCCACUUUCCCUUGGGUCUGGGCGGAUUUGCUUCCACUCCGGAGAGGUGUUGCGUUACCAUCCCCCACUGCCCAAUGAGUCUUUCGGUUGCGACGAAACGGUUGCCUAGGAGCGUCUUUCUCACGGCCGCAUGGCUAAAAUCAUUGGCAUGGGUUUUAACCGCCACCCAAACCUCAUAUUUAUUAAGGGCGAGUAAUUAUGUUACAUCGUUACUACUCCCGUUGAGUUGGGAGUCAAGCAGUUGGCCAGGGUAUUUUAGCUUCCGAAGAACAGUACCUCCCUACUAGUCCGUCAUGCCAUGAAGAGGCAAAACCCCAAGUGGACGUCCUCAAGUUUCCUCGGAGACGCUCUGCUUUCGCAUGGACGUCCCCGAGUUUCCUCAGAGACGCUCUGCUUUCACAGACAGAGAUUCAACUACUAACUGAAACUAUGUAGAAUAAUAAUUAUCUUUUACUGAAAGAUGUAUUUCAUUAGUGUUCUCCUUUGCCAGAAAGAACUGAUUUGCUUUGAAGCUAGUGAAUAAAAAAACUAUGCUUCAUGUCAGUUACUAAUCCUAUUGUCAAUAGCUUUGGUUGCGUAUAAUUCUGUAGCAUCUGGAAUAGGUUUUAUCUAAAUUUCCUGAUAAUUUUUUCUAUAUAGUUGAUUGCAAAGUAAGAAAACCUGUGUAAAAUCUUGACUAGACAUUAAGUCAUUAAGACAGAAUUGUUGAUAGAAAUUAGGAUACUAAUUAGUUGACUGUUUCCCAUCCACAGGUAACAUAGUCCUCCAUGUUUUUUAUGGUGAUACAAGGGAGUACUAUGACAUCGAAUCUUUGUGGACAUUAGGUCCUCAGAAUGACCCAAAAUGCCAGGAAAUGAAUCAAGAUCCAUAUAACCUUUCCCCAGGUUUGUUUGCUUCAGCUUCCCCCCACCUAACACCCACAUGUUUGUUAUUUUUCUCAUGUUUAUAUUUUGACAUCACACAUUGUGAGAUAAAAGGCCACUCAGUUGGCCUUGACCCCAAGAGACCAUUAGCCAUCUUUCAGCUUAUCAUUCUUUUUUAGCCACGAAACAGCUAAUGUACAGCUAUUAAGUUAUUUUAGCAGCGGUGAAUAAAAAUAAAAAACAGAAAGAAUUUUUUGGCAAUGUUCAAUUUGUGUAGUGUUAAUAUUGUAGUGAAGUUAAUGAAUUUAACAAAACCAAAUGCACUUUAUGACUACAUAAUUUAAAAAAAAAAUAAUUUGUUCAAAGUAUAGGAAUUUCGUGUCUUACUCAAUCAAUAUUUAUUAUUACAGAGGACUUGUUUUGGUUGGAGACGGGAAAGUCUAAUCAUAUUGCCAGUAAGACAGUUCCCCCAAGUGACUCUGGCAGAUUGGCCAAAGCAGGAAUCACCAAGAAGUCACAGAAUACAUCAGAUGGUGUCAAAGAUGGGGCUUUUGGAUGGGAUACACCCAAGACGCCAUGUUUCAGCUAAUCAAACUUUUUAACAAGGCACCAAAGGACUCUAAUAAAAUUGAUUUGAACUGCUCAUGUUAGCUGAAAAAUUAACUUCUAGAAAUAAAACUUUACAAGCAUAUUGUAGAAACAAUUCUAAAAUAUUACUCCAAAUAUUUGUUUGGCCUUUGAGCAACAAUUUGCUUUGUGGCCUUUGCCAUUUUUUUUUUUUUAAAGCAGAAUUAUUUUGACACACAAAAAGAACAAAGGAAUAUCCCUUCAAUAUUGUUUCAGUAUUUAUUAUCAUACAAAAAGUUUUGUUUAUUAUAUAUAAUAAUGAUGAGAGCAUUAAUGGCAAAAAAAACAUGUUAAAACACUGGUAUUAUUUAUCAUGCAUAGCCGAACCUGUGUUUGACAAAAUUAUUUUUUUUUCAAAUUUAAAGAUAUAAAGUUAUAUUGUAACGGGGAACACAUCAUGUGAAAAUAGAACAAAGUGAAAGAUUGCAUUAUAUUAAAAAAAUUCCCAUUUAUCCUGUUGAUCUAUUGAAGUUGUAACAUCUCUAUCUCUAGAUUAUUCAGGUGAAACCUCACCCACUGUUAAUAUUGCAGAAAAAUGUUUGGGUAGCAAUGGUAUUUGAAAAUAUAUUUUCAUGUCUUCUUGGAAAAACAGAUUUCAGCAGGUUUAAAAAAAAAAAUUUUUUUUUUGGUGAACAUUUAAAAAUAAAUUACAACAUGGGCAACGCGCACCAAAGCACAUUACAAUAUAUUUUAUUUUUUAAAUCACAUUUCAGUGUUAUGACAUCUGCACCCUUGUAAUCAUAUAAAGUUAACUCACUUGGUCUGUGGCAGACAUUAAAGUAUUGAAAUGAAUGAUUAUUUAACAGUUUAUUUUUUGGAGAUGACAGGAAAAAUUAAGUACAAGCCUAGAAUUUUCAUUCACUCUGUUGUUUAAGUAACUCGGGUAAGUAAGGAAAAAUAUUUUGUUUUCUAAAGGAAUGUACCAUCCCACAAACCAUAACAUUAAACCUAUUUUUUAGACACAACAUCUACAAAGGAAAUUUAAAAAGAAAAGAAAAACUCUUUCAUUUCAAAAUUUAAAAAAAAUUUUUGACACCUGCUCUAUAAAUUUUUCCUGGAUUUGAGAAUAAUGAUUAAAUAUGAAUCAUGGACACAUCUGGUCUGAGAGUAGAUGUAAUAUGUAAAAUAAUGACUCCACAGCAAGUGAGUCUGGUACUGGUAAAGUCAAUUUUCAUGAUGACAUGCAUUUAACUAUGGAUAUCUGUUAUAAUUUGUAGGUUCCUUCUCCCUUUUUUCCUGCUAUCAGUUCACUUUGUUGUUACUAAAGCCUUUUAUUAUAAACAACUAAAACAACUCUUUAACAGAAAUAUAAAAAAGAAAUUUUUUACCUUAAUCAAUUAAUUACAAAGGACUGUCCUAAUACAUAUAUCAAUUACUAGCAUUAGUCAUACUUUUUUAUUUAAACUUCAAAAUGCACAACAUCAAAAAAUUAGAACCAUUUUCAAUAUGUAGUAAAAUAAAAUUAGUAUCCAAAGAACAAAACAAAGGAUGUACAUCAAUGAUCAUAACUAAUUGAUUUAUGGGGCAAUUUAAUUGAAAACUUACUCAUAGAAAAAUUUGUUUGAGAGCAAAAAUGUUCACUUUAACUUCAAGGGACAACAUGUUAUUUCUAAACAUUACCCCUCAAUUGAACUACAAUGUUAACUACAUUAUGUGCAGAAAACACCCAACAAUGUCAUAUUGUGCAAUGAACAGAGUAAAAAAAAAAAGUACCAGUUUUGUCAAUAUAUUCUUAGACCUAGCUGAUCUUUGAAGGCAAAUGAUUAUUAUGGUAAUGUGAUUUUCAGCAGACUGCCCACUGUAAAAUACAUCAUAAGAAUUUAAAUAUUGUCUAACAUGGUAUUUAGAUGAGCUUGUAACAAAUAAAUCUGAAAGUACAUUCUUAAAAUAUCUUAUUUUUAAAAAGCAGCAGCAAUAAUUUCAUGUGCAUGCCUGCUUUUACAAAAUACUGAUUUUGAAACAUUUUAAAAAAAUCAGUUUCAUUUAAAAGAGUAAUACAGAUAGCUAAUAGAAUAAAUUUAUUCUCUAACAUGUUUUCUCAUUCAAAUCAAACUCACAAUUAAAAACAAAACUAAUUUUAUUUUGAAAAAAUGAAUAGCCUAACCUUAUAAAAACUGUUCAAGUCAUGCAAUACCACCUACCUUAUAUACUCUUCAUAAUCAGACCCUCUUAGUUUUAGCUGGGAAAAUCCUGAAAAGUGUGUACCCUCUACUAAGCCAACCCCAUAAAGCAGUCUGAAGCAAUACUGAACUAAUGAAAAUAAUUAACUUUUUAAAAAACAAAACUUUUUCAAAAUAAUUGUGUAAGUCAACUGACUUAAAAACACUGAACAUACAGUAUUAUGUUUAACACAGAUACUCGCUUCACAUGUCUACCGCUAUAUACGGUAACCAUACCGAAAUAUUUUAAAAAAUAGGACCUCUGCAAUCUACCAUUACAAUUUCAUUAUUCAAUGUAGGUAAUUUGAUCAUCCCUAAGUACAGCCAGAUCACUGCAAACACAAAAUGAGGACAAAACGUGUGACCCAAUUUUUCACUCUGCCAAUUUUAAACACGGUUUCAUUGACUUCUGAUAUAAUCAAGGUACUUGGAGAAAAUUAUACAAAUCUCCUAUGACCUGCUCAUGAGCCAACCACCCCUAUUUUUCCCCUGAAAUGUGUCCAAAAGAAGUUGGCUUUUGAAGUAUAUACCAUUAUCAUCAAUAAAAACUCUAAAAUGAAAUUUUCUCUUAAUAUUUUUGAGUGACCAUGAUAAAUUAAUCCUGAACCUUGAAUACAUGAUUUCCCUUGACGUUUAGUCACAAAAAUAUUUAUUUGUAAUUUUGCUAAAUCACAGAAAAUAUAUAAUUUACAAACUCAAGUCAUAAAGCCCUAUGUUAUCAUAUUUAUUUAUAUGUAUAUAUAUACAAUUCCUCAUUGAAAGUUAUUUAAGUUCUAUAUAUAUAUUUAUUUUAUGCAUAGAAGAAACAAAAACAAGAAUCAUGCAGUCAUAAAGAUGAUAUAAAGUCAUACCAAUGAUAUCAUAAAGUCAUGCUCCUCCUUCUUAUGUAUUACUUUACCAAUCUACAAAUAAAAUUUGUAAAUCUAAUGAAAAGGCACUUGUUCAAAUUGGCGGUAAGAAAAGGUAUUAGCUAGGAUUAAAUGUUUUAAAAUCAUCGAAUAGGAUAAUCAGAUUUAACUAUUUUAUCAUCUGGAUUUUUUAGCACAGAUACAUUUUUUAAAAGCUAACAGAAUUUUAAUUAGAGGCCCCAAACUACUGAGGCACAGCCUUGGCUUAUCUUAGUCUCAUUUACAAAUUUACUAUUUUGGACACUUUUUUUUUUUACAGUUUUCAUGUUUAUCAAUUUAUUUGUUGAUAAUAUUUUAAAUUUUGUUAGUUGUUGGAACAAUUUAAUCUGAACCAUGUACUAGCGCUGCCAAAGUAAACUCCAGUUGCUAGUCAAAAUGAAACCAUUUUGUCUUAAUACAAUUCACUUAUUUGUUUCUUUUAAAAAUUGAAAAACACAAUUUUUUGUGCUGUCAGUGAGAGAGAGAAUCCUCCUCUGGGAUGUCAGAUUGGGCAGAUAAUUAUAAAUGGGUUACAAGCAGUGAAUAUUUAUUUAGGAGCUCAAUUUUAAUCUUCAUCCUUUCUUUGAUAAAAAUAAUAUGUUUAGACACAGAUGAUGUUCAAUAUGACAUAGAAUCUUUUGAAGUGCAGCUAUACUCACAUAAGGACUGUAAAUUGAAAACUUAAAGAAAUUGAUCACGAAAAAAUAGUAUUUGUUUGUAUGAGUCUAAAAUAAACAUAAUAAUUUGAGACAUAUUUUGCAAAUCUGGCUAAUCCUUUGAUAAUCUCCUGAAUAUUUUCAUAUUUUUAACUACCACAACAAAAAAUUUACCACAUUUCCCAGUGCCUAGGGAAAAUUUUUUUUACUGGAAUCAUCCCCAACUUCCAAAGUGUGCAAUUGAUCCAAGUUGGGAGCCUCAUUUUAUUUUUCCUAGUCUUUUAGGGAUUAGAAUAUAAUUUAAUAUGACACCAUAAAAAUUGUUUUAAAAGAUGUUUAGAUUGUUACAUUAUUUGGAAAGAGCACAUUGAAAAUUAGAAAAAAAUUUAAUAUGUUAAUUGCAGGUUUCACGCAAUGACAAGAGAAUGAAUUAAAUAAUGACAAAGUCAUGAUAAUUAGCCUUGUAAAUCACUGUACAGCAUUCAGGUCAAGUAACAAUCAACAUAUUAAGUAUAAAUAUAUCAUUAAAUGAUUAGAGAAAAAAAUUGCCUGUACAGGUUCCACUAAGUAUAAAUUAAAUUUUUAAAUUCAAUUCCUAACACUAGCUAAUAUGAAAUUCCCCCGCUUUGCAUAGUUAUUACAACACUUCAAUUAUGAAUUGGAUAACACAAUUUGCAUAAAAAAUGAUAAAUGCUACAGCAGGCAUGAAUUAUGUUAUAGAUAUUCAGUGGGAUUAUAAGAUGAAACACCUUGUAAGAUAGAAAUCUUCAAACAAUUAAUCAUUCAAAUAAUGGAAAAUUUUAGUACAGCUCUAAGGUACAUCACACCCUACUAUUCUUCAUGUAUCCAAGAGCACUAUUGCUGUUAUAGGAGUUAACUUUAUUUAACUGCUAAAGGUCGUUACUAAUUGCAAAUGAUAUUACUUGAAUAGAUUUUGGAUAUCAGGUAAUUUGAAAAUUAAAAAAAUUCAGUUCUUUCAUUAUUUAUAAAAAAAUUACUUCCAUUACACAAGUAAGAACACAUAUUGCAUUAUUGAACAUUUUAGUUGCCUACUACUGCCUCAGAUGUAAGAUAUAAUAGUUAUAUAUUGAAAGAGAGAAAGAGCUACUGCUGGUUCUGCUUUAUUUUUUUCUUUACACAUUCUUUGUUAACAUUUCUAUUACUAUUAGUAAAUUUUUAAAUAACAGCAUCUAAAAGGACCAUACAAGUUUUAAUGCACAUGGCACUUGAAAUAUACAAAUACAUUUUUUUAAAACUUAGCCAUACCUCCUCUAACAAAAUACAUUGUUGGUUAAUGUUUUUUUAAAUUAUAAAUAUUUAGUGAUGCAUAGUCAUCAUUCAACAGGUUUGAAAGCACAGUCAUUUAAAAUUCAUUUUGCUUUUUAUACAAUA